Penicillium brevicompactum is the source of this 1932-nucleotide messenger RNA. Its product is annotated as signal recognition particle subunit SRP72. Lineage: Eukaryota; Fungi; Ascomycota; Eurotiomycetes; Eurotiales; Aspergillaceae. The transcript has 4 exons. Bases 1 to 1932 code for a protein of 643 amino acids. Gene Ontology annotation, molecular function: protein binding; ribosome binding; 7S RNA binding. Gene Ontology annotation, cellular component: signal recognition particle, endoplasmic reticulum targeting. Gene Ontology annotation, biological process: SRP-dependent cotranslational protein targeting to membrane. The record is from RefSeq and is a predicted model, not a curated record.
AUGGUUGCGCAAUCGCUGGCCUCGCUCCUCCAGCGAGCGUCGAUUGACGACCACGAGGAAGUCAUUCAGUCGUGCAAUGCCGUCCUCGCCAAGUCCAAGUCCGAUUUGAAAGCACAGCACAUCAAGGUUGUCGCCCUAUUAAAACUUGAUCGUUACCACGAGGCCCUCAAGACGUUCGAGGCCGGAGGCGACACGUUGAAAAAGGCCGCGGGUCUGGAAUAUGCCUAUGCGUCAUACAAAUGUGGUAACCUGGAGGAAGCCACCAAAGCCGUGACCAGUGUGGCUGCGGGGCGCGGUGCGAGCCAUCUGGAGGCACAAGUGCGCUACCGUGCCGAAGAAUUCAAGCGAGCAGCCGAGCUCUAUGAACAACUCUCCCAGGACACAACAUCUCACAGCCAUGAGUUGAACGAUUUGAAUAUCAAUUCGUGGGCCACCGAUGCACAGCUACAAUGGAAAGGACAGCCCGAAUUCGUGCGCCACGACCGAUUGUCGAGAGAGGAUUUGGAAUCGUUCGAAACAACAUAUAAUGCAGCUUGCUUGAACAUCGCAAAGGGCGCAUUCAAGCAGGGUGAAAUAUUGCUCAGCCGUGCUCAAAAUAUUUGCCGCACAUCAGAGGACCUUUCGCCAGAAGAUAAGGCUGCAGAGCUACUUCCGAUCAACGUACAGCAGCUUUAUGUAUUGAUCCGACUUGGGAAGCUCGACGAGGCGGAGGUGCUCCUCAAAGAUAUCUCUGUUGACAACGUUUCCGAAUUAUCAACGAAGAAGAUUGCGCGCAACAACAUUGUACUCGCCCGCCAGACCACCGUCAACCCCUUCAUUCUAUACAAGGCCAUUCACGACACCCCAGAUGCCACCGACAACGACCGACUGUUCGACUUCCAGGACCGUGAUCUCGUUGGUAACUCACAUGCCGCCGAUUUACUUGUCCAGAAGUAUGACGGUAUUAUUCGGUCCACCAACAAGGCGCUGUCAAAGCGCUCAACACCCUCCACCGACGCCGCCACCAACCUCCUCUCCGUUUACAAUGCGGCAGCUCAGGCCGAAGGCCAGACCGGCCAAAAGGCCCUCUCAAAGAUUGCCCCAUUACUUGAGCGCCGCCCUAAAGACUUUGGUCUGCUUUUCACAGUGGUGCAGCUCUACGUGAACAGCGGCAACACCACCUCCGCCAUCACAGCCAUCGAGCGAACUCUCCGAAGCCUCGAGGAGUCAAACGCUGAGACCGACCAGUCCGCCCGCUUCAACCCUGGUGUCCUCAGCGUCCUCGUUUCCCUCUACCAACUCGAAGGCCGCAAGCUUCAAAUCCGCACAACCCUCGCACAGGCCGCCGCCUACUGGCGCGCAAAGCCAGAGCCCCCUGCGUCUCUCCUCCGCGCCGCAGCCGCCUCCCUCCUGCACUCCGAAGACCGGGCCGACCUCACCACCGCCGGCGAGAUUUUCCGCGCCCUCCAUCAGCAAGAUGCCAGCGACCGUGUUGCCAUUGCUGGCUACGUCGCCUCCCAGGCAACCCUCAACUACGAACAGGUCGAAUCCCAACUAGAUCGCCUACCCCAAGUUAGCGAUCUGAUUGGCGAUAUCGACGUUUCGGCCCUUGAAUCCGCAGGUAUCGCCCCAUCUGCCUCCUCUGCGGCAGCUGCAGCGGCAGCCUUCGCGGGUGCCCGUAAGCGCACCGCUGGCGCCGACGAUCGGGCUCACAAGCGCGUGCGCAAAGACCGUCUGCCGAAGGACUUCGAUCCUGCUAAGAAGCCCGACCCUGAGCGCUGGCUGCCUAUCCGUGAUCGCUCCUCUUACCGUCCCAAGGGUAAGAAGGGCAAGCAGCGUGCUGCGGCUCUCACCCAAGGUGGACCGGUCAGCGAGAAGGUCGAGGAGUCUCCUGCGCAGCAGAAGGCAGGCGGAUCCAACGCCAAGAAGACUAAGAAGAAGGGAAAGAGGUAG